Fragaria vesca subsp. vesca is the source of this 1814-nucleotide messenger RNA. RefSeq names its product protein AUXIN RESPONSE 4-like. NCBI's taxonomy places the organism in Eukaryota, Viridiplantae, Streptophyta, Magnoliopsida, Rosales, Rosaceae. The record is from RefSeq and is a predicted model, not a curated record. The coding region runs from base 104 to 1543 and encodes 479 amino acids. Gene Ontology annotation, cellular component: mitochondrion; endoplasmic reticulum. The transcript is spliced from 2 exons. Gene Ontology annotation, molecular function: hydrolase activity. Gene Ontology annotation, biological process: auxin polar transport.
GAAUAUUCCUUCAUCAUUUCCACUCCCACUUUUUAGGCUCCCUCUUCCUCUCUCUCUAUAGAUCCAUCUCCAUUCCAAUUUCAAAAGCUCCAACCUUUCAUCAAUGGUGAUCAUCACAGAGGAAGAAGACAACCAAAAACCACACCCAAAACCCUCCCCAAAUCCCAAACCCACCUCUUCUUCCAAACCCUCUCCACCAUCAAAACCACCCCAAAACGUUCCAAACCCAUUCGCCUUCUGGUUCUACUUCACCAUCACAGUCUCCAUCAUCACCUUCUUCUUCAUCUCCUUCUCCUCUCUCUCCCCGCAAGACCCAAAGUCGUGGUUUUUAAGCUUACCCACGUCGCUGCGUCAGCACUACUCCAAGGGCCGCACCGUAAAAGUCCAGACCCACCCGGACCAGUCCCCGUUUGAAGUCUUCACAGCUGAGAAAGGCGUCACGGAAUCGGAGAAGGUUAUAAUCGUCCAUGGGUUGGGGCUCAGUUCGUUUGGUUUUCGCAAGAUAAUUGAGGCUUUGGGUGCGAGAGGGGUUCAUGUUGUGGCGUUUGAUUUGCCCGGAAAUGGGUUUUCGGAUAAGUCGAAGGAGGAGAUUGAGGAGAACCCAGGUGGGUUUUUUGGGAGGUUGAGGUUUGUGGUUAGUGAAAUUCAAGAAAAGGGGCUGUUUUGGGCGUUUGAUGAGAUUGUGGCUACUGGGCAGGUGCCGUUUGAGGAGAUUGAGGCUCGGGCGAUGAAGAGGAAGGUGGUGAAGCCGAUUGAGUUGGGGCCUGGUGAGAUUGGGAAGGUGUUGGGGCAAGUGAUUGAGACAAUGGGGUUGGCUCCUGUGCAUUUGGUUCUGCAUGAUUCGGCUUUGGGGAUGGUUUCGAAUUGGGUUUUGGAGAAUGUGAAGUCUGUGAGGAGUGUGACAUUGAUUGAUACAGGGUCGAAAUCAGUAGGGGCUUUGCCCUUGUGGGCUUUGGAAGUGCCGUUGGUUAGGGAGUUGGUGUUGGGGGUUUCGUAUGCUCAUGCAUUGUUGAUUAGGAUGAGUUGUUCGAGAGGGGUUGGUGGUGCGGAUUUGGAUGCACAUAGAGUUCUUUUGAAAGGGAGGGAUGGGACGAAGGCGAUUGUUGGAAUGGGGAAGAAGUUGAAUCAUAGCUUUGAUAUUGCAGAAUGGGGUGGUUCAGAUGGACUGAAAGGAGUGCCAAUGCAGGUUCUUUGGUCUGGAAGUUGGUCUAAGGAAUGGAGUGAAGAGGGACACCGAGUUGCGAAUGCACUUCCAAAGGCAACUUUUGUCACCCAUUCUGGUGGAAGGUGGCCUCAGGAGGAUGCAGCCGAUGAAGUAGCUGGACACAUUGCAAAUUUUGUAACCUCGUUACCUGCUACUGUCAGAAAGGUCCAGGAAGAGCCGAUCCCUGAGCGUGUUCAGAAGUUGCUCGAUGAAGCCGAACAAAGUGGUCAUCACGGACAUGUUCAUGGCCAUGGGCAUGAAGAUCAUAGUCAUAAUGUUCAUGGCGCUGGAGCUGGCUAUCCUGAUCCGUACGGCCUUGGUCAUGGUCACGGAUGGUGAAAUCUACAACCUUACUUUUCUUUUUCUUUUUCCCAAAGGCAACAGUGGAGCUAGAAGUUAGGUUUUGGCCACUGCAUUACCUUUGGAAACUUUAUCUAUUGUACAAGAUGCCUUGAACAGCAAGUUUGUUGUGCUGAAUCUUUGAAGCUUGAGAGAUGUUGUAUCUGUAUUUCAAAGUAAAGAAAGGAAGCCCAGUCAUUUUAAUCUUUUCCCUUGUGGACACAAUUGUAAUAAAUCAACCAAAAGAUGUCCAAAAUGGACAAUUUUCUUA